AUGGCGAUUAUUAGGAAGAUGAAAGAUUCGAGUUUGUUCCUCUUUGGGCUCUUCUCUUUAACUGUUUUGGUCUCUCAGUCGAUCGCAGGAAGAGUCAAAGCUCCAUUGUUGCAGAGCCGUUCCGAUGGAUUAGUUUUCAGCAAAUCCUUCAAUUCGAUCUAUGAUACUUCUAUGUACGGUCGAUUGCAGCUCAACAAUGGUCUCGCUCGAACUCCACAAAUGGGAUGGAAUAGCUGGAAUUUCUUUGCUUGCAAUAUCAAUGAAACAGUCAUUAAGGAAACUGCUGAUGCUUUGGUCUCAUCUGGCUUGGCUGAUUUAGGAUAUAUACAUAUCAAUAUAGAUGAUUGUUGGUCCAAUUUGUUACGCGAUUCAAAGGGUCAAUUGGUUCCUCAUCCUGAAACCUUCCCAUCAGGAAUAAAGGUUCUUGCUGAUUAUGUUCAUUCAAAGGGUCUCAAACUUGGUAUAUAUUCUGAUGCUGGCAUUUUCACGUGUGAAGUUCGUCCAGGAUCCCUUUUCCAUGAAGUGGAUGAUGCAGACAUUUUUGCUUCUUGGGGUGUGGAUUAUCUGAAAUAUGACAACUGUUAUAACCUGGGAAUAAAACCAAUCAAAAGAUAUCCUCCAAUGCGUGAUGCUCUAAAUGCAACUGGACGCUCAAUCUUCUAUUCCCUCUGUGAAUGGGGCGUUGAUGAUCCUGCCUUGUGGGCAAAAGAAGUUGGAAACAGUUGGCGCACAACCGAUGACAUCAAUGAUACAUGGGCAAGUAUGACUACGAUUGCUGAUUUGAAUAACAAGUGGGCUGCAUAUGCUGGACCUGGUGGUUGGAACGAUCCGGAUAUGUUGGAAGUUGGGAAUGGAGGGAUGACUUACGAGGAGUAUAAAGGUCAUUUUAGCAUUUGGGCUUUGAUGAAGGCACCACUUUUGAUUGGUUGUGAUGUAAGAAACAUGACAGCUGAAACUUUUGAGAUUUUGAGCAAUAAGGAGGUUAUCGCUGUAAACCAAGACCCACUUGGUGUUCAAGGAAGGAAAAUUCAAGCCAAUGGAGAGAAUGAUUGUCAGCAGGUGUGGUCAGGGCCUUUAACUGGUGACCGUAUGGUAGUUGCUCUCUGGAACCGUUGCUCAGAGCCUGCAACCAUUACAGCAUCAUGGGAAAUGAUAGGUCUUGAGUCUACCAUUAGCGUCUCAGUGAGAGAUUUGUGGCAGCACAAAGAUGUAACUGAGAACGCUUCUGUUUCGUUUGAAGCUCAAGUAGACGCACACGACUGUCAUAUGUACAUUCUCACUCCCCAGUCAGUUUCACACGCGGAUGUAUAG
Molecule: messenger RNA, 1311 nt
Organism: Arabis nemorensis
Lineage: Eukaryota; Viridiplantae; Streptophyta; Magnoliopsida; Brassicales; Brassicaceae
Source: the annotation of a GenBank genome assembly